This is a messenger RNA of Chinchilla lanigera (long-tailed chinchilla), 934 nucleotides long. Its product is annotated as atherin-like. Bases 120 to 470 code for a protein of 116 amino acids. The transcript is spliced from 2 exons. Lineage: Eukaryota; Metazoa; Chordata; Mammalia; Rodentia; Chinchillidae. The record is from RefSeq and is a predicted model, not a curated record.
CGCCGGCCCUUGGGGGGAGGAGCCGGGAGCUGCGAUCCGACCCGACUGGGUCCGGCCCAGGCUCGGCGCCUUGUCCCUAGUUUCGUUUUCGCUCCGAGGCCCCGGGGGUGGGGGUGGGGAUGGGCUGGGGGCGGCUUCGGCCUCCGGCGUGCCGCUGUGGGCCCAGCCCGGCCGAGGUGCCUCCUGGCCCGCGCUCAUCCCCCCCCCCCCCUCCCGUGCCCGUCCCUCCGUCCGGCCCGCCGGGCGCCCUCUCCGCGGCCUGCCGCGCCGGGCGUGCUUUUCCCGCCUCCGCCCGCCGCUCCCUGCAGCACGGCCCGGCCCUGCGAAAAACCCGAGGCGUCCGGGUCCCAUCGGCUUCCCCACGCCGGGGCAGCCCGCUCCCGUCUCGGCCCGGCCGGGUUUCGAGUGGGAUGGGUCGAUCAACGAACGGUGAGGUGGAGAAAACCCAAGCCAUCAGCAUGUUGAACUAGAGACAGCAGGGACUUAUUUCACACCUAUAUUGUAUUUGAAGCAGAGCCAGGAAAAUUGGCAAGUUCUUAAAACUUGAUUAAGUGGUCUGUGGGUGUUCAUUCUGUUUUUAAACCAAACUUCUAAAAACUGUAUAUGAAUUGAGAGCUGAGGGGCUUUUAGGAUCUUGUGAUUUGUUGAUCUGCUCACCAGGACACAACAGCUGCUUUUGUUAAUGAGCAUUCUACCUUCAAUAAAGUCAAGCCUUUAUUAACCUGAGUGUACAUGAAGUUCCUUAAAAUCUAUGCUUCCAUGUACAUUUUCUACAGUUUUACAGAAUUAUUACUGAAAAUUUAGGUCAGAUACAUCACCAAAGGCAUAAAGUAUUAUUUUGGAUAGAGGUUAUUAGCAGCAUGUGUACAAAUUAGUUUAGAUAAAUCAUGCAUUGUCCUACAAACUAGUUAUUUCUGGCUUAAUGUAAUAUAGC